AUGGAUGCUGUGAGCGGCUGUGACCACCGCUUGUGUGGCAACGGGGGGCCCGUCCGUGUGGUCUUUUUCACGACGGGCGACGAUGAUGGUUGUGUUGCACACGUGUCCGUCGCGUUGCUGGAGAUGGAUGAUGCGUGGAGGGAGAGCUCUGAUCUUGAUCUUGAGCUUGAGUGGACCCUGAGCACUGGUCUUGAACUUGAAGCUAGGCAUGCAUUCAUUCCGGAAAUACUGCCCCCUGUCCUCAUCAAAGACGCACUCUACUUCAUGCUUUCCAUUGUUGAUGGUGUUCGUGACAUGGCUAUUCUCAAGUACGACAUGGCCUCUGAUGGCUUGUCAUUGAUUGAUCUACCCGACGUGCGCUCUAAUGGCUUACCGCUCAAAGACCAUUCCUUUAUCCCCAUGGCCAUGGGGGAUGGCAAUUUGGGGUUUGCACAAGUGGACGGGUUAACCCUCAAUCUAUGGUCAAGCUCAAUCCAGACGGGUGUCGAGGGCCUUGCGUCAUGGACUCAGCAUAGAGUUGUCGAUCUCAACAAGAACCUUCUCCCUAUUCGGAAUCCCAAGCAAAGUCUUAGGCUGAUUGGAUCUGUGGAAGGCAGUGAUAUCAUUUUCGUGACUACAGACCUUGGCAUCUACCAGAUUAGUCUCAUGUCCCUCGGGUGGAAGAAGCUAUGGAAGAGCGAGAAGUUCAGUGCUUUGAUUCCGUACAUGAGUUUCUACAAUCCACAAGAGAGGAUCAACCCCUACGAUGAAGCUCAUUGA
Molecule: messenger RNA, 759 nt
Organism: Triticum turgidum subsp. durum (durum wheat)
Lineage: Eukaryota; Viridiplantae; Streptophyta; Magnoliopsida; Poales; Poaceae
Source: the annotation of a GenBank genome assembly